CUGGGAGCCGAGGUCUCCGCCCGAGGUCAUCACAAUGGCCAGGGCCGUCUGUGACAUCACCAACAGCCAGCACUAUGCCCAGUCUCCCAGUUGCGAGCACAAACAGCCCACCAUGAGCAGCUUCCUCCCCCGCCUCUGGCCACCAUGCGGACGCUGACAUGGUUCUUGUUCUUGCCCCUGUGCGUCUCCUGUGGCUACGCCUUCAUGUUUUCUUCUCUGAGGGAUAAAGCCAAGGAGCCUCCGGGGAAGGUGCCCUGCGGAGGGCACUUCCGGAUCAGGCAGAGCCUGCCGGAGCAUGCCCAGGGCUGGCUUGGGAGCAAGUGGCUCUGGCUCUUUUUCGUGGUGGUGCUGUACGUGAUUCUGAAGUUUCGAGGAGAUAGCGAGAAGAGGAAGGAGCAGAGUCCGACCAGCCUUCGCGGCUGCUCCUCGCGCUCCCCGCUCAAGAAAGCGCAGACUGCUGCCCCCAGCAGAGACUACGCGCUCAACACCCUGACCCAGCUCGAGGUGGACCUCGUGAAGUUCGUGUCCAAGGUGCGGAACGCGAAGUCCGCCAUGGUGACGGGCAGCAACCUCAGGCUUCACUGCCCCGAAGUCAAUGCAGCCCCACACAGUGUCACGAUUUACGAGAUAUGGGGGGAAGAGGACUCGGAGUGAUUGGGGUUGUGUCGAAGGUGGAGCGAACGCAGCUGUGUGCUGCACACAGCUUGCAAACUAAUAAAACUAUUCUGAAGGAAAGGC
This is a messenger RNA of Tupaia belangeri chinensis (Chinese tree shrew), 738 nucleotides long. It is a transcript of the gene FAM209A, whose product is annotated as family with sequence similarity 209 member A. The transcript has 2 exons. The record is from RefSeq and is a predicted model, not a curated record. Bases 145 to 654 code for a protein of 169 amino acids. NCBI's taxonomy places the organism in Eukaryota, Metazoa, Chordata, Mammalia, Scandentia, Tupaiidae.